GUAGGCUGCCUGUUGUGUUUUGUUUUGGUAGUCGACGAGAGUGGGGCAGGCGGAGCACCGCGCACUAUACCUGGGAAGUGACACGUCGGGGAUGGAAGAUGAUCGACCGAAUACUUACGGAAAAAAUAACAUGCCAGCAUUUAUGGGCAGUUUCGACGAGGCGAAUGAGACGUUAAGCCGCAGCCUGCCUACCGAAACUUCUCCUGCUGACAGUAAAGUUGACAGGUCGCUCGGGGCUUUGAGCCAACAUGUCAUUAGACAUGCGAACUCCACCGUUAUCUCGCCGAGAGGAGAGAGCGAUCCCGAGAUUCAGCGACGCGCGGUGACGCAAAACAACAUCGAGAACGGAGACGAUCAAGACACUCACGAUGGGAGCAACAAUGGGACUGGGAAUGGGACCAGUACGGUGGUGGAUAUUUUAAACCGCAAUUUUGGGAUAUUAUCAAAGUCUCACUCCCUGCAUCGUAGAGAGGGACGCAACAACAAGGACAUCCCUUGUGAGGAAAUCGCCACGAACAGGGCUGUCAUAUCCGAACAACGGGAUAAUGUGCCACCAUCAACCCCAGUAACAUUAGAACAGCAAACCCAGAACGAGCAAGUGCUUUAUUAUGACCCGGGAACAGAGACGUCGGUUCCCCAAGAGGUCGAAUCGGAUUCCGAUGAAUGUUAUUACAACUGUGAAAGUAGGAGCCACGGGAACGCUGUAGACCAGUCUUGUUUUGACAAAGAACACGUGUACUGUACGGUCUACUGUAUCGCCAACGAGGGCUACCGAAAAGACUUUGAAGUCGUAGAAGAACGCCAUAAUGAAACGCCGACAGCCCUCCCGUCUGGUGCAGCAGGAGAGCUGCAGACUAUGGCUGGGGAUGACGUCGUAGGUUCGACGACCCCCGAACUUUAUAGCCUCCGCGACCUGGGGGGUCCGCGAGCGUCGAUCCGACUUUCACGUGAGGAAAGUCGCGUGGAUUGCACCGCGCUUUCGAACUGCCUCGUGUGUCUGUUGGACAGGUCGUCCAUCGUGCCUCUGCGAUGCUGCGGGAAGGCCGUGUGUGAUGAGUGUCUGAAACGCUACAUCAGCUCCCAGGUACAAGUGGGCAAGGCGGACAUCGUGUGUCCCAUCCUUGAGUGCAGUGGCCUGCUCGAGGAGAGCCUUGUGGUGUCUCACCUGGCCAACGAGGAGCUGGCCAGAUACCACUACUUCCUGGAGUUGUGUCAACUGGAUGCGAGCACCAAGCCCUGCCCUCAGUGCAACCUGUUCACCACCCUGAAGAAGAACACACCCGACCGCUCGGAGCAUAAGUACAAGAUCCAGUGCAGUGCGUGUCAGUUCAUAUGGUGCUUCAAGUGCCACUCGCCCUGGCACAGCGGGCUCAAGUGCCGCGACUACCGGCGCGGGGACAAGCUGCUGCGGAAGUGGGCGAGCGUCAUCGAGCACGGCCAGAGGAACGCGCAGAAAUGUCCCCGGUGCAAGAUCCACAUUCAGCGAACCGAGGGGUGCGACCACAUGACCUGCACACAGUGCAACACCAACUUCUGCUACCGCUGUGGAGAGCGUUACCGCCAGAUGAGGUUUUUCGGCGACCACACGUCCAACCUCAGCGUGUUCGGCUGCAAGUAUCGCUACCUUCCCGAUAAACCCCACCUGAGGCGUCUGAUAAGGGGCUCCGUCUGCGCCAGUAAGGUGGUGUUGGCCCCUGUGGUCCUUGUGCUGGUCGUGGUUCUGGGAUCUAUUUCACUGGUUAUAGGCCUGGUGGUUUUCCCAGUGUAUUACGUGUGCAAGAGGAAGAAGAAGCAGCAGCUUGCUCAGGGUUCUGAUAAAGGUGCUGGGACCUUCUAGCAAAGCAAAGGCCUCCUCUAUCGAGAACUUUGUUGUCAAAAGAAGAUCCUCCAUCUUUGCUUGUCACUUUCUCUGCAGAGUUUCCUUCCCGAUCUUCCGCUCUCUUUCCCUUGUUUUCCUCUCUUCUCCUCCCUCCCCCGUGUCCUCCUGUCAGGGGGAGUUCAUGUGAAACUGGGGCCAAGUUGACUGCAGACAGGCCUGGCUACAGUUUACAGGAAUGUUGAAAUAUUAACGAAACAGCCACUGGCAGACGUGCUCACACAACAAUGAGGCUAGCAGGAAAAGAGCCAAUAAAAAGGAAGUUGACGGAAAGAAAACAUUACAAAUUCUUGCAUAACAUAAAGAAACUAAUAAAAUCGAUGGCCCAUCCUUAGGUUAUUUGAAUAGCUUUGAUCUUGGAUCAAAAUGAAAGCUUUAAUUGAACGUGCUAUUAGUAUAUACUUUAGAAUGGUGCUACAUGGAAAGAUUUUUUUGCUAUGAUUUGAAAGAUUUCGUUUUGCUUUUGGUGUUAAAGAUGCCAUAUGAAGGCAAUCACGGUUUGAUCUUGUUCAAAGUUCAAAUUUAAAGCUUUAAAGACAGAAAUAUCUUUCAUUCAAAGGAGGCUGAUAGUAACAGAAUUAGUCUGUUGCACAGUUUGGAUUGUGACCUUUAGAGCCUUAAUGUUACCCAAACAAACACACACACACACACACACACACACACACACACACACACACACACACACACACACACACACACACACACACACACACACACACACACACACACACACACGUGCAAACACACACAGACCUAGACAGAUACACCUUGAACUUUGCCAGUGAGCAGAAGAUUUUCUAAAGCUUUAAAGGUUGUCACCCAGCAACCGCCAGCUUUCUCUCCGUUAAUCAUCACCCCCCCCAACUCAGAUUAUCCUUCUAUUCUCUUACUCUUUCUCUCUUUCUCUCUCUCUCUCUUUCUCUCUUUCUUUCUUUCUUUCUUUCUUUCUUUCUUUCUUUCUUUCUUGGUGGUGCAUCCUCUCAAGUGUCUCUCUACCAUCCUCUUCCUCUGUCAACCAGACGGUCAAAUGUUGAUAAGGUCAACGUAUAAAAUGACAACAAUAUAGAAUGUGGAUUAGUUUCUACUUAUAUGAAUGGGGAGUGAAAAUAGCUUAAAGAGAUAUUGACACAUCGUGUCCGAGGCACAAACAAGAUGUAACUAUUGGUGUCGGUGGUGACUCAGGCAGCAGGCAGCCUGAGUCUAUCAGCUAGUCCCCAAAUGGAUCCUUCCUUCCCAUCACACGUUUUGGGUUCUUUACUUUCUAUUUCGUAGCCCUUCGGCAUUUUCUUGCAUAGAAAGACGCGGCAACCCAAAACGUUUAGAUGUACACAAGAUGUCAACAAGAGACAAAGAAUUGACUCAACGAAAAGUUGAAAAGAAGUGUAUAUAUAUAUAUAUAUAUAUAUCACAUCAAUAUACCUAUUGAUGUGUGCUUGUUUGAUGAGCAGUAACUGAAGCCAUCACUAGACACUGCACCUGCUGAAGAGUCUGCAAACGUGUAUCAAUAUCAUCUACUUUCUUAAAUAAAUACAUUAAUUAUUUAAAAAUAAAUAUCUAUGAAUCUCCCACGGAAUGCCUAUAACUUCACACUACUGAGUAUCUCAACAACUGGGGAGAUGGGGUUAGAAAUAUAUAUUUAAGAACUUCUAUUUGUUACUUACUUAUUUGGCCAUAUGCUGUAAUCCCAUGCACUAUUCACAGGGUAAUCUUGCCAGUUUUGAGUUAUGGUGGAAUUUACGGUUGUGAUACCGGUUCGAAAAAGCAUAGGCGAAAUAUGGUUGCACACUGGUGUUCAUGAAAAUGUUGGAUUGCUGCCUGUAGGUCGCACUCUCUCAGGAAGAUUCAUACCCAUUGCUGUCCAUUUAAACAACGGCGGUGCCACUCAAAUGUGCGCAGUCAUGUAUUUACUGGAGCUUGCCAAUAGUGUUCAAUCGUUGCUUCGCAAAAGUAUCAGGUUGCAGGAAGGAAAACAUUUGAGUCGUCAAAUAUUUUAGAGGUAAAAUAGUUCAAAAGGCCUGUGUCAUGAUCUACGAAGCAUUGGGAAAUGUUGGACGUUUUUGUUUUUUGCAGAGGUUAUAUAUUAUAUUAGCAAUGCACAAAACUGAAGCUUUAAAACUUUUGUAUGGAUUUUCAUUUUAAUAAUAUAAUUAUAAUUUUUAUAUGAUAAUUAUUUGCCAUAGUUUCUUUCAUAUAAAAUUAUAUAAAUACAAUUGUAAUUAUUGUGAAUGUAGCAUAAACAUAUGCAAAUAUAGACCAGUACAUAUUCGUUUUUGGUAUUUUCACACCAUUCUGCUACAAUCUAAAAUUUGAAACAGGCAGUCUUUUUCUCAUUUUGGUUCUAUCUGUUGACAAGCCAUCAUUAGGAAGUUAGGAACGUUUUUUUUUUCAUCCUCUCAAACAUUCAAUGUCAUUUAAAACAUCGGGAGUCUUUGCCCUCAAUAGUGCUAAAGUACGGCUGCUAAUGCACUGAUAUCCAGCUACUUUGUUUGGUGGUUUGUUUUAAUUCCAUGGGCAUACAGUUUGACAACAAAUGAAACCUGUCCUGUACUCUAGCAUUUCACAAUAGCCAUACAAAGAGUUCUAAAACGGUUACUGCUGUCUGCAGUGAAAAUGUUAACGGUUGAAAUGUAGUUGCUAAUUCAAUGCCAUUAUUUGUGAAUGUUUUGCUUUGGUUUAUUUGUUGUCUAUUCCUCUUGUGUAUGAGCUGGCUCAUACCGUCAGGCCAUGUUACCUUGAAGGUUCUUCUGAAUGACAAUGUAACCUUGCCUUUACCUGUUAUUUGUGGUUCCCUUCCAAUGCUAUUCUUUAAAGGGCCCCUAUUUCUUUUGUACAUUUUAAAGGCCCCAUAUUUUACCAAAGGGUUUGAGAGUGGGACAUUACAAUCCAUUCAAAAAUCGAUCCACUGGUUGCAUCUCAAGUGGGAGUGGCCGUUAAAAUGUAUGACAGAGAGGUCAAACUCCAGCCUAGUACUUGUUCCGGUCCACCAGGGAAUUUAUCUGUCCAUCCCACAUCUGGGCGAGCACUUCCACUUGUAUAUUAAAAAGAAAUCUUGUAGCGUAUGACUAAUCACAAUCAACCCUGGUGGUAGAAUAGGGCCCUUUUUAAGAUGCUAUUCUGUUUGAACUUCAAGUACAAUUGUAGUAGGACUUUGUAUCCUAGAAAUUUGAAAGGGUUUAGGGUGAUAUGUAAGUUUCUGUCUGUCACAUCUACAAAUUGCCAGUACUUUGGGGGGUAGUGAGAUGCUAAGCUAUGCUAUGCUAGUGCUAAGACAAAUUUUUAUUUUUAUUUAGGUUAGGAGGGUUCAAGUCUUCAUGUGUAGUGUACGUUCUAGCUACAUCAAUUUUGUUCCAUAUAUCUUUGCACAAUGUAGAAUUGUCACUUUAUUAUGAAUUGUAUAUGUGUUAGUCGCAUUGUUCCAGUAGAUUAAAACUGCUACUGUAAGAAAUCUAUGGAGAGCCUGGUGGCAGUACAGAGGGGCAGACUUUUAGGCCGGCCUGAUGUCAUACUUUUAAGUCCAUCCAAAAAAAACAAAAUAUAUGGGACAAUCAACUGACUGUCGCGUCUUAAAAGUGUAAUUUCUCUGUACUGUGUGUGUGUGUGUGUGUGUGUGUGUGUGUGUGUGUGUGUGUGUGUGUGUGUGCGUGUGCGUGUGCGUGUGUGUGUGUGUGUGUAAAGUUACUUAAUGCUGACCUUCCAUUGGUAAACAUAAUGUGUUGUGUCUGCCUUGAAACAGUCUGUGUACUUUGGUAAAAGCUGCUUUAAAAAGACAUCUUGCGUGAAUGACUUCAUUCAGAGGUCCAACCAGGUCCAUGUUCCACUACCAACUGCCACUCUUAAAAUGUCUGCUGUUAACUUUUUUGCUGUAUUGCUUUGUCAGAGACAGAAACUGUUUUCAACUGAUGGUUAAUCGAUAAUACAAAUAAAUAAGACCAAAAAUG
Messenger RNA from Gadus morhua (Atlantic cod), 5814 nucleotides. RefSeq names its product ring finger protein 217 (gene rnf217). The record is from RefSeq and is a predicted model, not a curated record. Gene Ontology annotation, molecular function: ubiquitin-protein transferase activity; zinc ion binding. Bases 92 to 1837 code for a protein of 581 amino acids. NCBI's taxonomy places the organism in Eukaryota, Metazoa, Chordata, Actinopteri, Gadiformes, Gadidae. The transcript has 7 exons. Gene Ontology annotation, biological process: protein ubiquitination.